AUGCACCACCUACAGCUGCACCACCUACAGAUGCACCACCUACUGAUGCACCACCUACAGAUUCACCACCUACUGAUGCACCAACUACAGCUGCACCACCUACUGAUGCACCACCUACUGAUGCACCAACUACAGCUGCACCACCUACUGAUGCACCAACUACAGCUGCACCACCUACUGAUGCACCACCUACAGAUGCACCACCUACUGAUGCACCACCUACUGAUGCACCAACUACAGCUGCACCACCUACUGAUGCACCAACUACAGCUGCACCACCUACUGAUGCACCAACUACAGCUGCACCACCUACUGAUGCACCACCUACUGAUGCACCAACUACAGCUGCACCACCUACUGAUGCACCAACUACAGCUGCACCACCUACUGAUGCACCAACUACAGCUGCACCACCUACUGAUGCACCAACUACAGCUGCACCACCUACUGAUGCACCAACUACAGCUGCACCACCUACUGAUGCACCAACUACAGCUGCACCACCUACUGAUGUACCAACUACAGAUGCACCACCUACUGAUGUACCAACUACAGCUGCACCACCUACUGAUGUACCAACUACAGAUGCACCACCUACUGAUGUACCAACUACAGCUGCACCACCUACUGAUGUACCAACUACAGCUGCACCACCUACUGAUGUACCACCUACAGAUGCACCACCUACUGAUGUACCAACUACAGCUGCACCACCUACUGAUGUACCAACUACAGAUGCACCACCUACUGAUGUACCAACUACAGCUGCACCACCUACUGAUGUACCAACUACAGAUGCACCACCUACUGAUGCACCAACUACAGAUGCACCACCUACUGAUGUACCAACUACAGCUGCACCACCUACUGAUGCACCACCUACUGAUGUACCAACUACAGAUGCACCACCUACUGAUGUACCAACUACAGCUGCACCACCUACUGAUGCACCAACUACAGAUGCACCACCUACUGAUGUACCAACUACAGCUGCACCACCUACUGAUGCACCACCUACUGAUGCACCACCUACUGAUGUACCAACUACAGCUGCACCACCUACUGAUGUACCAACUACAGCUGCACCACCUACUGAUGCACCACCUACUGAUGCACCACCUACUGAUGCACCAACUACAGCUGCACCACCUACUGAUGCACCACCUACAGAUGCACCACCUACUGAUGCACCACCUACAGCUGCACCACCUACUGAUGCACCACCUACUGAUGCACCAACUACAGCUGCACCACCUACUGAUGCACCAACUACAGCUGCACCACCUACUGAUGCACCAACUACAGCUGCACCACCUACUGAUGCACCAACUACAGCUGCACCACCUACUGAUAUGCACCAACUACAGAUGCACCACCUACAGAUGCACCACCUACAGAUGCACCACCUACAGAUGCACCAACUACAGAUGCACCAACUACUGA
Gigantopelta aegis is the source of this 1443-nucleotide messenger RNA. Its product is annotated as histidine-rich glycoprotein-like. The coding region runs from base 1 to 1443 and encodes 480 amino acids. The record is from RefSeq and is a predicted model, not a curated record. Lineage: Eukaryota; Metazoa; Mollusca; Gastropoda; Neomphalida; Peltospiridae. The transcript is spliced from 2 exons.